Molecule: messenger RNA, 2090 nt
Organism: Brassicogethes aeneus
Lineage: Eukaryota; Metazoa; Arthropoda; Insecta; Coleoptera; Nitidulidae
Source: the annotation of a GenBank genome assembly
UUUUUCUCGAUUUUAAAAUAAUUUUGUAGGGAUGGAGGCUGAAAUUAUUUGUUCGUGGAGCAAAUUAAACGUGAUCAAGAAGGAUGAGAUUAUUAUAGAUUUGGAACGUAGCGAGUACGUUAAGAAACGUAAAGAAUACCUGAAAAAGUUAAAAAUACCUACAAUUUCCGAGGUGAAGGAUAUAUUGGGGCCUGAUAUAGCGCGAAUUAUAUUUUUACAAUGCCCAUCUGAACAAAAGGUAUUAUUGGGGUUGAUUCCCCCCUUGGAGGGGCCUGGGGAUACCUUAUGGAGCUCCCCAAGCGAUUUAUUGAUUGGAAAGGUUUGCCUUAAACCGCCCUUAACAUCGAAAUACAUGAGGGCGUUGACACAUCAAGGAAUAUUGGAAAUCGGCCACGAAAUCGAAAAGAAAUACUGGAACCAAAUGGAGUUGGUUAAAGAUUGCGCUCUUGGCCAACAAAAGGCGGAUUUAUUAUACAACUUUGAGAAAGAACUCAAAAAAGCUCUGGUAUGUCUGGGAGUCAGACUUCAUGAAGAGUGCAACAUGAAGAUAGCUGCUUUAACUCUGCAAUUUGAGAUACAACUAGCUGAAAUGUUGAGGCUUCAAGAAGAAAUGCUUAGAGCCCAAUUUAAUGCCCAAUUGAGUGAGCUAGAGGAUGAGUUGAAGAAACAGGAAGAAAAAUGCAAUAAAGCUAUUCAAGAGGCUGUUGAUAGAGCUGUUAAGGAAGCUACCAAACUGUUUUUGAACGAUUUGGAUAAACAGCAUGAAAUACUAUGCGAAUAUUUUGGCGCGGAAAUAAAGCGUUUUGAGAUACAGAAGAAUUUUGAGCUGCAAAUGAAGCACAACAAAAUGGUGCAGAUAUUUAAGAAUAUAAAGCACCAUUUGGAGUGCAGAAAUAUGGCAAACAUGAUGUACAUUCUUUGUAUGGAAAGGAGAAAAUGCGUCAAGGAAAAAUGCGAGAUAGAAGAUUGCUACAAGAAAGAGAUAAACAGACUUGAAGAGGUCGUUGAUAAACAAACCAAUGACAUAAAACGAUUGAAGACCGAGCGGCAUUUUAAAACUCAGGAAGUUCAGCUGAGAGAAAAAUGCAUCGUGGAGAUCUUGGCGCAGUUCCAAAAAUUCAUCAACUUCGCUCUGAAAGCUUCGCCUACGCAGGCGGAAUUUUUACUUUCGCUGGAAAAGUUGAUGGUGUUUGAACUGGCGCAGUCGAUAGAAAAAACCAAAGUACCCAAACCCAAGCCAGAACCGCCGUUGCAAAGAUGGAAGAAAGGAAAAGACGACGAGUCGGAAAUUCGAAGCUUAACUGUCAAAGAUUUCCACGAUUGCUUCAACGAAGUUGACCCACCUUUGAAGUUUAAGGAGAUGGAUGCAGACACCCCCUUACCAGCUAUGUACUUGAAUAAACAUUUGUAUGUUAGGGAGGAUUUUAGAGACAUGAUUGCUGCGGGCGUUAAAAUUUCCAAACACAAUGAACUAUGGAGCCAAGAUGUAGAAAUAGUUGUCAAAAAAAUGAAAGAGUUCGCCUACGAGGAACCACCUGCAGAUGAAGAAGAAUCGGAAAAAGAAACCAAACCAAAAAAAUCGGCACUGAAAACCUUCAAAAGAACCGAACCACUAAAUGUGAACUUCGAUUUAUCCGAUAAAGAAAUACCGUUGGGUGAAGAAGAUUCGGUGCAAAUGGAUGAAUCAACGACAGAUGUAACAGAGUGCGAGAGAAAAUACAAAAUCGCGCAACCUUGUAGACCAAUGGGAAUUUCUAAAAUAAGUGAUAUGAGAAAGGUUACGAAUUUUGUCGAUUACGCUAAAAUCGGCGAACAAGACGAAAAGAAAACUUUGAUAUCAACAAAAGAUUCAAAAGACAUCUACAAAACUACCCUGGAACAUAUUUACACUGGACCUAUGCAAGACUUAACAGAGGAAUCUGAAAUAUGCGACAUCACCAUAGAAUCUGAUGACCAAUUUAGUAUGACGGAUUAUUUAAGAUGGCUACAGGAAGGCGAUGACGGGGAAAACAAAAGACCAAUGCCUAUGAUUAAACACAAAAAGAAACUAGGUUUGAUUAUAUUUUUUGAUGCUUAAAGUUCAUUUUUUU